This is a messenger RNA of Neolamprologus brichardi, 5607 nucleotides long. The record is from RefSeq and is a predicted model, not a curated record. Lineage: Eukaryota; Metazoa; Chordata; Actinopteri; Cichliformes; Cichlidae.
AUGCCGACCAGAGCACGGACUCUCAGUGCAAACCUUCUGAAUCCAGUUGUGUCACCUGGGCGGAUGCUGGGCUCAUCCAUAAGCUCUGCUAUUCUCUGCAAAACAAAGCUGUUUGUCAGAUUUCAUCUUCAACUUCAACAGACGUUAUCACCAGCAGAUUUUCUUCAAAUAUGUGAACCUGUGAAACAGCACCAUGUGACAUCUGAGAAAGAGUUAGCUCACAUUUUUCUAUACAGGAUGUUGAUGUUAGAUUACAGAGCCAGAUAUAUUCCUGUAAGACCAGGCAGUCCUGAGGCGACCCAUUCAGAGUCUAUUAGAGACAAUGAAAGUACUGAGAAUGAUUUCAGUGAUUUGGAUGCUUUAUUAAGUAUUGAAGACACAGAUCUCACAGAACAGACUCGUGUGCAUCCAAUAGACGUUCAGAUGGCAGUAUUUCACUGCUCAGACAGCUUUCUUAAACAGAUGAUGAUUACAAAGCUCUCUCAGUGUCAGUAUGCCUUACCUUUGCUUGUACCUGACCCAGUCACUAUGAAGAUCCAGUGUCCUCUGUGGACUUUCAGACAAAUAACAAAAACCUGGAAGGUAAUUGAAAUCAAAGACGGCUCAAACAUUGUCACUAUGAAGAGUGUUCCAGUCUGCAAAGCUCGGACACCCUUGGUGUCAUUUUUCCGCCUGGGUUCUCUGGCAGUGUCUAAAUCUCAGCUGAUCAACACUUUGAUCAACGACCGUCACAGCACCUUCUUCCACAGAAACUGUCCAGGAAGCACCAAGUCUCGAUAUCUGAUGGAUGGUGUGGCAGAGAUUGCCUGGUACUGUCCUGCUGGAAAACCCAAUGAUGCCUUCAAUGACUGUAUUGCCUUUUGUAAUCUUCGUGGUGAUGCUCUGUCGACUGAAAAACAGCGCAACAUACUAAUUGAAAAAUCCUCAGUGAACGUUUUUUUUGUUGCUUCUCUGCAAGAAAAUCAAAAAAACAAGGCAUUUAUAUCAGCUUGUCUUAAAUCUCACAAGCCUUUAAUUUGUCUCUGUGUCGACAGCUGUAACAUUAAGGCAAAAAAGGGAAUAUACAUCAUAGGUCUCAAGGACAGAAGCCAGGCAGAUGUAUCCGAACAACUGAAAGAGAUCAUUAAAGAAAGUUUAUCUUCUCUAGAUGGUCCCAGCUUAAAACCAUCCUUCCAGCUUGAAAUGAUGGCUGAGGUCUCUGGAAUCAGAGUGGAUGAAAGUGAGCCAGCCUGUCAGGAAGGUAAAUCUGCUGCUAAGAAAAUAAUGCAUCUGUUUACAAAGGAUAACAUGAAUGUCUCGAAAAUCAAACAUGAAUUUCUCCCGUGCCAAGGUGAUCUAUGGCAUAAGUGGAGCAAAAUACACAAAGAACUAUAUAAUCUCAGAGGACACAUUGAAAAGGAGAAAAGUAAAAAGCAACAAGAACUGAAAACCAUACGUCAGGAACAAUGUGCUGCUUCCUGCAGUAAACUGAUGGAGUUGUUCAUUAAAAGCCUCUCAUCAUUGCCACUGACAGACAAACAGUAUUUCCUGAAAUGGACUCAGAUCUUGAUGGAUGAUUUCUCCACAGAUGAUCUUUCCUCAGUUCUCCAAAGCUAUGGUGAAAAGUGGUCCGAGGUCUUGGCUUUGAAGAACAAACACAUGAAAUCACAUCUGUUAAUAAAAAAACAAACUGAGCUUGAAGAAAUAUCCAAAAAACUGCAGUCUGCAACUUUUGGUUUGGAGCACAUCUUCAGAGAAAUGGGACAGAUCUAUGAAGCUCAUAGAGCAAUAGAAGGACAGAGCAGACACACUGACUGGUCUAAAUACCCUGAGCUGGCUGCACAGCUGAUGAUAUCAGGACACCCGAUGGAGCUGAUGGAUGGUGAUGCAGGUCACGUGCCUUUAACAUGGAUCUCCAGUCUUUUAGAGGAAGUCAUCAAGAAACUGGGGGACCAGAGAGUUUUUGUGUUGUCAGUUUUGGGCCUACAAAGCAGUGGAAAAUCAACAAUGCUGAACACCAUGUUUGGAUUGCAGUUUGCAGUGAGUGCAGGCAGGUGCACCAAAGGUGCCUUCAUGCAGCUGCUCAAAGUAUCAGAGGAGAUGAAGAAAGACUUGAAGUUUGACUAUCUUCUAGUGGUGGACACUGAAGGACUGCGUGCUCUUGAGCUGGAAGGUAACAUCACUCUUCACCAUGACAACGAACUGGCAACAUUUGUUGUUGGUCUGGGAAACCUGACACUGAUCAACAUCUUUGGAGAGAAUCCAUCUGAGAUGCAGGACAUCCUGCAGAUUGUUGUUCAGGCUUUCAUGAGGAUGAAGAAAGUUAAACUUUCUCCCAGUUGUGUGUUUGUUCACCAGAAUGUUACAGAUGUUGCAGCAGCAGAGAAAAACAUGGAAGGAAAGAGACGCCUGCAAGAAAAACUGGACCAGAUGGCCAAUAUAGCAGCUGAAGAGGAAGUUUACAGUGCAGAGUGCUUCAGUGAUGUCAUUGAAUUUGAUGUACAAGAAGAUGUGAAGUACUGUGCCCAGCUAUGGGAGGGCAGUCCACCCAUGGCUCCUCCUAAUCCAGAUUACAGUGAGAGCAUCCAAGAAGUGAAGAACACCAUCCUCUCUAAAGCUUCAAAGUCUGCUGGAAUCACUCUCUCACAGUUCAAAAACAAAAUCCAGGACCUGUGGCAUGCCCUCCUCAAUGAAAACUUUAUUUUCAGUUUUAAAAACACAUUUGAAAUGGCAGCGUACAGAAAACUGGAGGACCAAUACGGAAACUGGACCUGGGACCUGAGGAGCAACAUGUUGACCAUUGAAAAUCAGCUUUAUAACAGAAUUGAAAAUGGAAAUCUUGACAAGGUGAAAGUGAGUGACCUUACAAAAAAAACAAGCAAGACUUAUGAAAAAAUAAAAACAGCAAUGAAAAAGUAUUUUGAGGAGGAUAGAGAGAAAGAAAUCUUGGCUCAGUGGAGAGGCCGAUUUGACACCAAACUCAAAGAGUUUCAUGAUGAACAGGUGAGCACAGUGAAAAGAAAACUGGAUGAAGUUAUUCAACAAAAGGAGGCUCGUAAAAAGCUGGAUGAUAAGAAAAAAGAGUUUGAGGACAGGCUGCUACAGAAGAGCAAAGAGCUCGCUCAGCAGUUGAAGGAUAAGGCCAAAGAUGAAGAAGAGCUUCAAAAACAGUUCAGCUCUGUUUGGGAGGGCUGGGUUACUGAAUUAACACCAGAUAUAAAACCUGUUAAAGACAUCUACAUGGAAGAAGAUCAGUUUAAAAUCUUUCAAGAACUUGGUUUUGAAGAGAAACUCAUAAAUGAAUGCAAACAAAAAGGCAGUUACAAGAAAAUAGCCAGUGUUGGUGAUUAUUCAGAUUAUGUCAUCCUUCAAAAGAUUAAAUGUCUUGAUGAGACAAGCGAAAGUGAACCAAGUCGAGAUAUUGUAGAGAAUUACAAUCACACAGGUAUACUAGACACAUAUGUUAAAAAACCUGUCUCAACUCUUUGGAAAUAUACCAAAACAUUUUUUCGAUACAGUUCACAGCAUAAAUCAUACAGUGCUUUACCUCGUGAUGCACAGGAACAGAUCAGAUUGCUCAUUGAUAACGCUGAAAAACAGUCCCUUGAUUCGAUCAAAACCAAACCUGUGGCUACAAGAGGCUACACAUCAACUUACUUGCGAGAAGUGGCAACAACUGUAAAUCAAGAAGUGGAGAAAUUUCAGUUAGAGAGUAAAUAUAAUUUGAAGAAGGAAUUUAAAGUUGACCUCUUACUGUAUGUUUUCUACAAAGCAGAGAUUUUGCUUCUAGACUCCCAGAAAAAAUUCAAAAUGAAUCAUGAUCCACUCACUUAUUUAGAAAGCAAAAAAACACAGUAUUACAAUGUUUUUAGAAGCUUUUGCAACGGAAACUCAUCUGCUGUUGUGCUUGCAGAACUGAUCUCUGAAAAGCUGAAAGCGUCCACUGUUGAGGCUGUCUGUAACAAGACUGCCAUUGGUCUGGCUGGAGAGAUGAGGUGUAAUUUCCCAGCAUUCAAUGGGAACAGGCUGAACUUGGAGAAACAUGUGCUGAAGUCACUCGCUGAGAAAGAAGACUUUGAUGAUUACAUCACCUACAUCAGAAAUCCAAGAAGCCAAACAGAAGUAUUUAUAAAAGCAGAGGUAGAGAAAUACAUCUUCACAGGCCACAGAGAUAAAAUUGUGAACAUACUCGAGAAAAAUGUUGAUGACAUUAAGCUGCUGGUGAGUCAAGCUUUAUCUACUGCAACACAGAAAGUGCAAACUCGGAGAGGAGAUAUAAAUAUGUGGCUGAAGGAGUUUUCUAGUUUCCUUAAAGAAGAGUUAACUCUUGAUACCUUUUCUUCUCAAAACUUCAGUGACAUAAAUAAUUUUGAUUUCUUUAUGGAAGCAAUAAAGAAAGAAUUUAUAUGCAUAAUUCAUGAGAUAAGCAGCCUCUCGUUGGAAAAACUGAAGGAAUUCAGGCUGAAGCCUGAUGAAAUCCUCAUUGAUCAGCUGUGUAAUUGUUGCUGGGUAACGUGUCCCUUCUGUGCAGCUGUUUGUACUAACACCAUUGGGGAUCACAGGGAUACUGACCACAGCGUCCCUUUUCAUCGGCCUUCUGGAAUCAAAGGAUGGCACUAUAGAGGCACAGUGGAAUUCAGCAUCAACUUCUGCACAACAAAUGUUGCAAGUGAUCGCAGGUUUUACCCUCGUCAUGAUUCAGAGGAAACUGUUCCCUAUAAACUGUACAGGACUGCUGGUCCAGAGUAUGCUAACUGGAGAAUUACCUCUGAUGAGUCUAAACUGGCAUACUGGAAAUGGUUUGUGUGUCGAUUUCAAAAUAAACUGGAAGAGUACUAUAAGUUAAAAUUCCAGGGCAGAGGAGAGAUUCCCAGUGAGUGGAAAACAAUCUCUAAAAAUGAAGCCAUUAAAAGUCUAGAUGAAAUGUAUGAAUGAGUCAAAGAAACAAAAUUAUUGUCGUUAGAUUUUACAGAAUGAUAGAAAAAAGACUUGAAGAGUUAAAUAAAAUAGUAGAAUUUGCAGAAAUGACUGCAUUUUUACAGGUAAAGCACAGCAUGUGAGAUUAGACUGUCUCAAUAUGUAACAAUGAUUAAACAUUUAAAGUAACUCUUAUUGAAAUGCAGCCUUUGCAAUAAAACCUUUCUGUAUGUAUUUUACAUUGGAACAAAUACAUUCAUUUUACUUUGUUGCUUUUGCUCAAAGUCAUUGUAGAUAAAGUUCAAUUAUAAUUCUUUAAUCUUUUGUUUAACAGUUGUGUCAAGUAAUAUAUUUCCAAUCAACUGAAUUUCUCUCACAUGUUGAUAUUCUGUAUUUUUUCUCAUUUCAUUUUAUUGCAUUCUACUGGACAACUUACAGUUUAUUACCUCUGUAUAUUAAUCAAGUUUUCUAACUUCAUUUAAAAGAAAGAAAACAGAAAUGAAACUCUAUUACAUCAAUAUCCACUGACAGAUUUAGAGCUUAUGAGAUUUGUUUAGUUGGUUAUAAUACGUUUUAAAUCAGUUAUUCUACCCACAUUGAGAUUAGAUUUUUUUGUUUUAUCUUGAAUAUUUCUAAGUGUUGUUUUAUGAUCAAAAUCUUGUUAGACUUUAGAUCACUGACAAAAUAUUAAAAAAAAUAUUUAAGAAACAA